Messenger RNA from Lactuca sativa (garden lettuce), 1189 nucleotides. Its product is annotated as Acyl-CoA N-acyltransferases (NAT) superfamily protein. Gene Ontology annotation, biological process: mitotic sister chromatid cohesion. The record is from RefSeq and is a predicted model, not a curated record. Gene Ontology annotation, molecular function: N-acetyltransferase activity. Gene Ontology annotation, cellular component: NatA complex. Lineage: Eukaryota; Viridiplantae; Streptophyta; Magnoliopsida; Asterales; Asteraceae.
AAUAAAUACAGUGCAAAAAUAAUUAUAACAUGUGUAAAGCACAAACGAGAGAAAGACAUUCAACAAAUAGCAAUCAAGCCAUUAAAGAGUAAAGACAUGAAAAGAAAGAGAAGCUUCUGAAUUGAGUAAAAUCAAAGCCAAAACAAUGGUUGUUUUACACCAUUUAAACACCUUCACAAUCUCCAUGGAGUUCUUCUCUCACUUCCCAUGGAGUUUCACUCCAACCCCACCUUCAAGAUUCAAUAUUUUUCACCCCAGAUUCUUGUUUCUGCAGAAAGUCAACAAAAGUCAGCACCUUUGCCAUUGUUCUUCUGUAUCACCUUCUAGUCAGCAACUUCAAGAACAGGUGGCCGAUGGUGGUGGGACGGGGCAUUUUGGUAAUUUAGUACAAGGGUAUGGAUGGAAAGUGAGGAAGAUGGUUGAAGAGGAUCAUGAAAUGAGGAGUGUGGCCAAUAUUCAAGCUGAGUCUUUUUAUGAACCAGUUAUUUUAUUUAAUGACGUGUUCUUCCAGUUCUUUCAGGCUGAGGUUCUUGCAGGACUACUUUACAGACUAAAAAAUUCACCACCUGAUAGAUACGCAUGUUUGGUUGCGGAAACAAUGACAAGAGAAAUUGAGGAUAGACAAAAAUUAGUAGGAGUCGUGGAUGUAACGGUUUUCAGGGAUGAAUCAGUUCUUGGGUAUCUAUCCGGGGCAGAUGAAUAUCUUUACGUGUCAGGAAUAGCAGUGUUACCUGAUUUCAGACGCAAAAAAGUUGCAAGUAUAUUGCUCAAGGCAUGCGAAAUGUUGGCUAAUGUUUGGGGAUACAAGUAUCUGGUGUUGAGAGCUUAUGAAGAUGAUUGGGGUGCUCGAAAAUUGUACACAAAUGCAGGGUAUAGAAUGGUGUCAGGUGACCCUUUGUGGACCUCAAGUUGGAUAGGAAGGAGACGCCGAGUUCUUUUGAUCAAACAAUGUAACACAACAUGAGAACAAUACCUAUCCUUAAACAUUUUUUUUAGACCAUCCUUUAAAUCUUCGAUAAUAUGCUCUUCAAAAGUUGAAAUUAGUAGUUCAUAUUAUUUUGUAUAUUGCUUAGCCUAUUUGUACAUCUUUAUAUAGACCAGUUAGUCAGAAUCAUGUUUCAUUGUAAUCGAUAUAUAUUCUCAAUUAUGAUGAAAUCAUUCAGAAAAAAAUACAUAUCCUUAUAUGGUA